CACUGUUGCUCUGAGUCGGCAGAGACCGUCAGCGAGCUCCCGCUCCUCGUCUUUGACUCAUAUCUCCACACCAAGACAAGGGUUUGACGGCCGUGCGGUGCACGUUAGUUCUCGUCCCUGCUGGUCGGGGUACGAGUAGGGAGCUGGUCUCACCUAACAGAUGUGUCUGGCACACUCCAGUAUAUUUAUUCUGUCAGAAACACACAGAUCCAAGUGAGCCUCAUGGAAGUGUUGGAAGGAUACAGAGGGCAGCCGAUGAGGGCUGAGGGUUUUGUGAAGGAGUUUACACGCCACUCUAAUGAUGUGCUGCUGAACCUGAACGAGCUGCGGCACCGAAGCAUCCUCACCGACACCAUCCUGGUGGUGGGAAACGUGCACAUGCGUGCACACUGUGCUGUGCUGGUUGCAUGCAGUGGAUUCUUCUACACUCUGUACUCCCGCCGGGUGUUGCAUCAGGGGCGGGGCGGCAGCGAGGAGCAGCCCAUAACUGUGUCUCUCCCAAACACCUUGGAUCCCUCGUGUGUGUCCCUGCUGCUGGAGUUCAUGUACACGUCCCGCCUCCCUCUGACUCAGAGCAUGGUGUCCGGAGUCCUGGCUGUCGCUGCCUACCUGCAGAUGGACCACGUGGCUGAUACCUGCAGGGAUUUCAUGCAGCUGCACUGCACAGAUAAUAUAAAUACUGGAUACCCCCAGUUGGAGCUGGACUCCAGGGUAUCUGUGGCCUCUGUUGCCCUCAAAGAAGGGGAACUGCCACAUCUAGGCAUCCAGCGAUCACUCCCAGGACAAACAAGGUUCCCUGUUGUUGUGCAGGGUUCUCUCAAGCCGGGGCCUUUCCUGCCCUGCCAGCCCGGGUCAGGCGAGGUGAAGGAAGAUCCAGAGUCACCGCUCCUGGGCAGCCCCACUCCGUCUCCAAACAGCCCCACCCGCUCCAGCUGCCAGCCCAACUCUCCCGCCGAGUCCAACACCUGCAUCAAAAACCUCCAGAGUGACACCAAAACCACACCGGACCCAAAGGCCUGCAACUGGAAGAAAUACAAGUAUAUUGUCCUGAACCCUCUCUGCACCGCUGCGAUGGUGAAAGUAGAGGAGACCGAGGAGCUUCAGUGUCAAGCCCCAUCCUCUGCUAACAGGAUGGGCUCGACACCUACAGCGCCAACAGAGGCGUGGUCUGGAGAAGUGCCUGGUCAGAUUGAUAGACAGGGGCAGGCCUCCUGCUACGAGGGUUCUGGCCGAGCCCCUCCCCUCGGACCACCUCCCUCUGUGGACACUCUUCCUGACAAGGACGGACCAGUUUCCCCUGGCACCAUUUUCCCCCAACUGCAUCCUUCUGGCCCCGAAUCCGCCCACACCAACCAGCUGUCAGUCAAACGUGAGAACAGCUACGUGCCCUUUUGCUACUCUGGCAACCUGCAAGGAGCCAAGUCCAUCUGCUCAGGAGACAAGCCGUACCGCUGCAACGUGUGUGGAGCUCAGUUCAACCGGCCAGCCAACCUGAAAACUCACUCCCGCAUUCAUUCUGGGGAGAAACCUUAUCGCUGUGACACCUGUGGUGCACGCUUUGUUCAGGUUGCCCACCUCAGGGCCCACGUCCUGAUCCACACCGGGGAGAAGCCCUAUCCCUGCCACACCUGCGGGACCCGCUUCCGCCACCUGCAGACCCUGAAGAGCCACCUGCGCAUCCACACCGGAGAGAAACCUUACUCAUGUGAGAAAUGUGACCUCCAUUUCCGACACAAGAGCCAGCUGCGUCUGCACCUGCGGCAGAAACACGGAGCCGUCACCAACACCAAGAUCCGCUACAAAGUGCUAACAGAGCCCUACCAGCCCCUCCUGCAGGCCUGCUGAAGAGGACAUGAAUCCAAACAAGCUCUCAAAUAAGCAGCACUGAAAUAUGUCAAAUGAGCAAAC
Messenger RNA from Cololabis saira (Pacific saury), 1908 nucleotides. RefSeq names its product BCL6B transcription repressor (gene bcl6b). Gene Ontology annotation, biological process: regulation of transcription by RNA polymerase II. The transcript has 12 exons. Lineage: Eukaryota; Metazoa; Chordata; Actinopteri; Beloniformes; Belonidae. The record is from RefSeq and is a predicted model, not a curated record. The coding region runs from base 223 to 1845 and encodes 540 amino acids. Gene Ontology annotation, molecular function: RNA polymerase II cis-regulatory region sequence-specific DNA binding; protein binding; DNA-binding transcription factor activity, RNA polymerase II-specific. Gene Ontology annotation, cellular component: nucleus.